AUGUCUUUCCAGUUUUCUCUCUGUGGUAUCGUAUGCAUUUUUAUGACAUACGCAGCCGUCCUCUACUCUGAUUAUGUUAUUCUGUUCCAACUCAUAGUCCCUGUGUUCAGUUACGGUGCCGUAACUCUAGUUCUCACAGUUUACUACAACGUGAUCGUCGCCCUACUCAUCGUGUCGCACAUAAAAUCUGUUUUCACUGAUCCUGGAGUUAUUCCCCUCCCCUCACGCAGACACAGUCCUCAUGAUCUCCAAACCCUAAAACGCAAUUAUCCCGGUGGCUGGACGAUCUGUCGCAAGUGUUCAACCCUAAGACCACCAAGGGCGCACCACUGCAGCAUUUGCAAUCGUUGCAUCCGAAAAAUGGACCACCACUGUCCUUGGGUGAACAAUUGUGUUGGUGAAGAUAAUCAAAGAUACUUCCUUCUUUUUCUCAUCUAUGUCGGCUUCAGCUGCAUCAGCUGUCUCAUCAUCUUGACGGUUUGUUGGGUGCUGGACUCCAUGCGCCAAGGUGUCAAGGGCGGUGGUAACAUCACCAGCGGCGACGACGUUUACAGGCAAAUUCGCAUAAUUCACUCCAUUGUUCUCGUAGUAAUCUCCUGCCUCUUUGGUCUCUUCGUCUUUGCGAUCCUUUCAGAUCAGCUCUCCGCCAUAUUCAACGACGAGACGGCAGUCGAACACGUCCAGCGUGUCAAUCCGCGUGUUGAUCGUGGACAAAUGCAACGGCUGUUCAAUAGUGAAGAAGGCGAUCCGGAAAUUGGCGGAUAUCGAAAACUCUCGAAAUACGAACUUCUGAGUGAUGUUUGCGGUCCUGGUCCUCUGUGGCUCUGGCCCUUACCUUGUCUUCGUCCGCGACGUCCGAGAACUUUCAACUGGUCUAUGGAUGCGGUAGACUUUCGUGGAGUCGAUUCGACAGGAGGAACAGUGUCACCAAUCACAGCAACAAUUUGUCCUUCUACUAAGUACUCUGUCGAUGUGUCGGCAAAUGUACCCCUUCUUAGUGCCCUUCACGAUGCAACAAAUGAGGCCGAUGCAGUUACUUCUUGCCAUCGUCCCCUGCUGGAUAAAUGGAUGGCGGUUGUUGAUGAGCCAGGCUGA
Echinococcus granulosus is the source of this 1095-nucleotide messenger RNA. Its product is annotated as Palmitoyltransferase ZDHHC7. Gene Ontology annotation, molecular function: palmitoyltransferase activity. Lineage: Eukaryota; Metazoa; Platyhelminthes; Cestoda; Cyclophyllidea; Taeniidae. Bases 1 to 1095 code for a protein of 364 amino acids. The transcript has 9 exons. The record is from RefSeq and is a predicted model, not a curated record.